Molecule: messenger RNA, 2514 nt
Organism: Panicum virgatum (switchgrass)
Lineage: Eukaryota; Viridiplantae; Streptophyta; Magnoliopsida; Poales; Poaceae
Product: FACT complex subunit SSRP1-B-like
Exons: 15
Coding region: 108-2186 (692 amino acids)
Cellular component (GO): nucleus; FACT complex
Molecular function (GO): DNA binding; histone binding; nucleosome binding
Source: RefSeq, a predicted model, not a curated record
UCUCGCGAAGCAGAGCUUCCCGAUCAACAUUUAUAUAACCCGAUGAGGCGGCGCCCGGGCGAGGUCACGCGAGCGCGACUGGAGACAGUACGGCGGCGGCGAGCGAGAUGACGGACGGCCACCACUUCAACAACAUCUCCCUCGGCGGCCGCGGCGGCUUCAACCCUGGACAGUUUAAACUUAGUUCAGGAGGACUUGCGUGGAAGAAGCAAGGUGGAGGAAAGAUUAUCGAGGUUGAUAAAGCUGAUAUCACUUCAGUAGCAUGGAUGAGGAUCCCAAAAUCUUUUCAGCUUAAUGUUGUGACGAAGGAAGGCCUAUUUUACAGGUUCCUUGGCUUUCGUCAACAGGAUGUUAGCAUCCUGAGUGACUUUAUACAAAAAGGCACGGGAAUCUCACCACAGGAGAAGCAGCUUUCCAUUAGUGGGCAUAACUGGGGUGGAGUUGAAAUCUAUGGUCAGCUAAACUUUCUAUUGCAUUUAAAUGUUUCCUAUACUCUAUUGCUUUCAUAUAACCUCUGGUUUUAUUCCUUUUCCUAUUUUCUUUCCAUUUCAGGAACUAGGCUUUGCUUUAAUGUUGGUGAGAAGGAAGCAUUUGAAGUCUCUCUAGCAGAUGUAUCACAGGCUCAGAUGCAAGGGAAAACAGAUGUUCUCGAGUUCCAUGUAGAUGAUACUACUGCAGCUAAUGAGAAGGGUUUGCUGAUGGACUUAAGUUUUCAUGUACCAACUUCAAAUGCUCAAUUUAUCGGGGAUGAGCAUCGUACUUCAGCUCAGAUGUUGUGCCAGGAGAUUUUGCAUAGAGCUGAUGGUGGGAGCCCCUCAGAAGCGGCUGUAGUUACAUUUGAAGGAAUUGCAAUCCUCACACCAAGAGGUCGAUACAGUGUUGAGCUUCAUCAGUCAUUCUUGCGACUCCAAGGACAAGCUAAUGAUUUCAAAAUCCAGUAUAGCAGUAUUCUUCGCCUCUUUAUUUUGCCAAAGUCACAAAAUCCUCAUACUUUUGUGGUUAUCGCACUUGAUCUACCAAUUCGAAAAGGACAAACAUUGUAUCCCCACAUUGUUAUUCAGUUUGAGACAGAGGCAAUUGUAGAAAGGGAGCUGGGAUUGAGUGAGCAAGUUUUGGCUGAAAAGUACAAAGAUAGGCUUAAGGGCUCUUACAGGGAUCAAAUACAUGUGGUAUUCUCCAACGUCCUUUGUGGCCUAUCUGGUGCUAAAGUGACUAGGCCAAGUACGUUCCGCAGUUGCCAACAUGGAUAUGCGGUCAAAUCAGCACUUAAAGCUGAAGAUGGUUUGCUUUAUCCACUUGAAAAGGCCUUCUUCUUUCUGCCAAAGCCCCCAACACUCAUUCUUUAUGAGGAGAUUGAAUAUGUAUUGUUUGAGCGUCAUGGUGCCGGUGGUGUUAAUAUAUCAUUCCAGUAUUUUGACCUCUUGGUCAAGCUGAAAAAUGAUCAAGAACAUCUCUUCAGUAACAUCCAAAGGAUUGAAUACCAAAACCUGUUCAGCUUCAUUAGUGACAAGCAUUUGAAAAUUCUGAAUCUUGGAGAUGGCCAAAGGAGAAAUGGUGGUGUUACAGCUGUUAUAGAGAGCACCGAUGAUGAUUCUGUGGAUCCACAUCUGGAGCGAAUUAAAAAUCAAGCUUGUAAUGAGGAAAGUGAUGAAGAGGAUGAAGAUUUUGUGGCGGACAAAGACGAUAGUGGGUCUCCUAGUGAUGAUUCUGAAGAGGAAGACUUUGAUGCUAGUAUGAGCGGAGGUGAAAAGGAGAAUUCUUCCAAGAUGGAAGCUAGUAUCUCAAAGCCGCGUGUGAAAAGGAAGCUGAAUAGUGGGUCUGAUGAAGGUUCUCAGAAUAAAAAACCAAAGAGAAAGAAAGAGCAGAAGAGUGGGGUCGAUGAAGGUUCUAAAAAGAAAAAGGCAAAAAGGAAGAAAGAUCCGAAUGCCCCUAAAAGAGCCAUGGUUCCAUUCAUGUACUUCUCGAAGGCUGAGCGAGCUAAUAUAAAGAAUAGCAACCCUCAACUGACUACCACAGACAUUGCAAAGAAGCUCGGGGAAAGAUGGCAAAAGAUGACAGCCGAGGAGAGACAGCCAUACUUGGAGCAAUCCCGAGCCGACAAGGAACGUUACGAGCAGGAGUCUGCCGCCUACCGUGGUGCAGCAGCUCAGCAGGGCCCCGGCGACGGGUCGGAAGGAAGGUUAUAGGUAUUGACAGUUGAUAGAAGGAACUGGGAUUGUCGAGCGAUCAGUGUAAAUAGGACGGGAAAAUUAUCUUAGCUUUUAAGUGUUGCAUGCAAUCUUUCUUAGCCAGUGUCACUAGUAAUAUGCAUGUAUUGCCUGGAGUAUCUUAUAAUCUGCCGUAAAGAGUGUAGAUCGAUCAAGAUUCAAGAACAGUAUAGAAGUAAUCCCUCGUAUACUCAUAAGUCAUUAGUCAUCUAAUGGUGCGAGCACAAAAGUGCCGCAUUGUACAUGUAGACUCGGUUGAAAACUUCGCAUUGAGAAAAUCCAUUUCGGAAAAAAGAACCUCAACCAA